AUGGGUCAGUUGUUAUCCUUUAUUAACGGAACAGAGCACACUGAACAAAUCUUUAUCGAUUUUGAAAAUGCUCAACCAAGCGAAGAAGAAAGAGAACUUUACAACUCUGUUGGUGAAGUAUUAAAUAGAGGUCCAAAGAUUUUGGAAAAAUUGAUCUCUUAUGCUGGUUGUAAUGAAUAUAUUAGAAGAGCUAUAACUAAUCCAGGUCCAGAGACUGAAGAUGCUGCUUGGGAGGCUGUUCUCCCAGCAGUUGAUGAGCUCCAAGAAUUCUACGACUACUCUUUGGAGUUGGAAAAGUGUUUCCCAAAGCUUUUAGUUGCUCUUUGCAAGGGUGAUCCAAAGUCUAGCCUAUCUAAUCAACAAGCUCUUGCCAAGCAAUUGGCUGAUGUUUUUGAUUUUGUAUUAAGAUUCGAUGAUGCCAAGAUGGUUAACCCAGCUAUUCAAAACGAUUUUUCAUACUACCGUCGUACUCUUAAUAGAAUGAAGCUUACUAAAAAGGACGCAAAUAUUAAGAUUCGUGAUGAGUUGGCCAACAGAAUGUCAUUGUUCUUUGCCUACCCAACUCCAAUGAUGAAGGUUCUUUCUGAAACUACCGCCAAAUUCUUACAAACCGAAACCACUGUACCAAGAGAAAACGUAACCACAGCAUUGGCCACAAUGGCCAACGUUUGCCAUGAUAUGGUCGACAAUAAGAAAUUCAACAACAAUGAUAUUAACAUGUUUUGUUUAAGAGCUAUGGUCGGAUCAAUCAUUUUGUUUGAUCACAUUCACCCACAAGGUGCUUUUGUAAAGAAAUCCUCAAUUUACAUCAAAGGAUGUAUUGUCACCCUCAAGGAUCACAAUUCAUUAUCAUCAACAGAUGGUUUAUUAAAUGCACUCAGAUUUACUACCAUUCAUUUGAACGAUCCAGAAACUCCAGGAUCCAUUAAACAAUUAUUAUAA
Molecule: messenger RNA, 942 nt
Organism: Cavenderia fasciculata
Lineage: Eukaryota; Evosea; Eumycetozoa; Acytosteliales; Cavenderiaceae
Gene: fam49
Product: FAM49 family protein
Exons: 6
Coding region: 1-942 (313 amino acids)
Biological process (GO): regulation of actin filament polymerization
Molecular function (GO): small GTPase binding
Source: RefSeq, a predicted model, not a curated record